CAAACGAACAACUAAAUUUCAAGGUCAGCAUACAUUGGCAUAAAUGGGAAAGUCUGUAAUUUUACACUUUUACAUGAAUCUUUAGCUUGCAAAUACAUCAAUACACACCCACUGGUAUUCAAACAAGCAAAAGGACAACCGUAGCCAUCUUUUAUGAGAGCAGAAAGAUAACGGCAGCAUCAUUGCGCCAGCCAACAGGACAGACCCCUCUUCACAGCGAGUGGAGCGAACGGCCAGCCCUGCGUGAACUGCGUUUGAUUGACAGCCGGCGGAGGGCAGCGCUGUGUGAUAAUCUAAGUCCUCUCAGUUCCUCUCAGACGCUCUGAGCCGGGCCUGCUCGAUUUAACCUGGCUCCGCCCCGCCCCCUCCGAGCCCCGUCUGCCGUCGCCCUGGGUUACACGCAGCUCUCCCCGGCGCUCCGCGAUCCGCGCGACUCGGCGGCCAUGCGGCGAACAUCGAGAGGACGGCGCGGGGGGUCCUGAGCGGGAACUGAGGACGGCGGUCGGGGGGGGGAGACGCCGGUAGAGAAGCAGCAGCUGGGUUCCUAGCAGACGCUCUCCUGUGUGAGUGUGUGUGUGUGUGUGUGUGCGUGUGCGUGUGUGUGUGUGUGACAUCACCGUGGGGAGGUGUGGAGAUGGUCAUAGCAGAGGCGGAUUACACUGCGGCAUUGUGGACAGCACUUGAAUUUGACUUUGAACAUGACGUCUUGUCUAAAGAUUAUAAAUGCUACAAUGUAAGAAGAUAAAAACGACGGUAAAACAUUCAAAUGCUUAAACAUUCAAAAACAAGAAAGGAACGCACCCUGCCUCAUUUCCUCCUUAUAAAGGGAAACAAUGAGACCCAUCAUCAUUGCGCACUGUCUUCCGCAAAGCUCAUCAUUCACUGAAGGAUAAUGGCGGUGUCGUGGUCUUGGCAACAAAGCCAAUUGGCGGGCUGCUGUUUUGCUGGAGUUAUAUGACACUUUCAAAGCCCUGUUAACAUGCUGAAGCUGUGGGGAGCACUGGUCUGCCAAAUGGCAAUAAAUAUCACUUGCCACAUCGUCAAAGCCAAUGUGUGCCUUGGAGGUCAGGACAUCUUUGCAACAGUCAGAGAAAACAGUCCACCUGGGGAGUUUGUCGCAAAUCUCAGCAUCGCUAAAGACCCAGGAGCCAAUAGCAUCCGUUUGUGCCUCACUGGAGACAAUGCUGAUUGGUUCUACCUGGAGGCGAAAUCCAUCAGACUCAACACAUCUUUUUCAAGAGUGCUAGAUCGGGAGGUCCAAGGGCCUGUUUUAAUUGCAGCAUUAACAUGCUAUGAAGAUGACGUCAUACAGGGGAAACUCUUUCAGAGUGAAUACAGGAUUGUGGUGGAGAUCCUGAAUGAAAAUGACAACCUGCCGGCCUUCUCGGAGCUGACCGCCCAGCCCUUUGACGUAAGCGAGCUGACGGCAGUGAACACCGUCGUAUUCACCGUGCAGGCCAGAGACGCGGAUAAUGACACCAUUGCGUAUGUCAUCGACGCAUCAUCGACUGAUGCCAGCUUUUUCAAAAUAGACCUGCCUAACAGUGGGAAGGUGGCGCUGGCUCAACCUCUGGACUACGAGACCAAAACCAGGCUGCAGUUCACCGUUUACGCCGUGGAGAUGAACACCGAGGAGAGGUAUAGCGCCACAGCCAACAUAACGGUGAAUGUUGUGGACGGGGACGACCAGUACCCCCAGUUCCAGCCCUGCACCGUUCCCUCUCAGGAAGAGACGCCCCCUGUCUGCACCAGCCCCGUGUACGUGGUGAACGUCACUGAGAAGGAGCAGGACACCAUCUUAUAUUUUUCUCCUGGUCCAAUUCACGCCGAGGAUGGGGACAGGGGUCUGAUGACCCCAUUGGUGUACACCAUCCUGUCAGGCGCGGACAACGGCAGGUUUCGCAUUGACAACGAGACCGGGGAGGUGGUGCUGACGCGGCGAGUGGAGAACAGACUGCUGACCCCCAACCUCAGACUGAGGAUCAUGGCCUCCCAGCGGGACGACCCAAAAAAGUACGCCGUGGCGACGGCGCUGGUCCGGGUCCUGGCCGAGAACCGCUUCCCGCCCCGGUUCAACAGAACGGCCUACCGGGGCUUCGUCACGGAGAGCGGGAGCGCGGCCGCGCUGGUCUCCACCUACGGGGACGCGGCGCUGCUCAUCCAGGCUGCGGACAGAGACUUCGGAGACGGAAUUAAUCCAAAGAUCCAUUACUCUCUGAGGCCAAAGUCCCACAGCACGGGUCUCUAUCAGAUCACACAGGAAGGACUGAUCAUCGCCAGAGCCAAUCAGCUGCGAGCUUUUGACAAACACCUCCUCGAGGUGCUUGCAACAGACCAGGAAUCGGGAGAGGUGGUGAACGCCUCCGUCAGCAUUGAGGUCCUGCGAAAAGGCCGACCAGCCCCCCUGAGCCCGUUUGGCGAGGGGCGCCUGUACGGGACGAUGGCGGUGGGCGCGGGCGUGGCCGGGGGCCUGGUGGGCGUGGUCGUGCUCCUGCUGGCGGUGGUGCUCUGUCUGAUCCGGCAGCUGGCCCGGGCUCAGCGGCGGAGGCGGCGGGACGCGGGGGGGCUGGCCCCAGCAGCGGCGGGAAAACUGCCCAACGUGGUCAACCACAGAGGGGCCACGCCUCUCCGGGACGAACUGUCCUAUCACAACGAGGCAUUCGCCUCAUGUGACGCGGCGAGCUCCGUCCUGCAGGGCAAGCACGGAGUGUACACUCGAAAGGGAUCGCUGGCGCCCGCGUGGACCGCAAACAGGGACGACCCCGCCCCCCAGGAUGAGCCACCGCCCCUCCCGGUCCCGGACUCGCUACCCAGAGGAGCGACGGCGUCCAUUAUGACCGACGGGAGGACAGCGAACAAAUCGGUCCCCAAAACCGUCUCGUUUCGGGACGAGGACGGGGCGACCCCGGAGAACGGGCCCGGCCUGGCGCGGGUUCGGGGGGAGACCACGCAAGCAAACGCCCAGGGGGACGGCGCGGCACGGUCGCCGCGGGAACCGCUCCUCGGCCAAUCGAACGAAAUGGGAAAGGCGGCGGUCGGGGGGCGCAGGAAGGACCAAUCAGACGGGGCAAAACAAGGCGGUGAGGACACGCCCCUAAAGAGGUUAAAAGAACCAGCGGGCAGCGGUGAUAAUGACAGCAACGAGGAGAUUGAGGUCCCAGAGAACCCAUACAAGCUAUGAAUAACGCAUGAGGAGAGACCAGCGGAUAAUGGAUGGCACACAGAAGCAGCAGCAGUAAAGAUCAGGGCCGGAGAAUCUGGCUAAAAUGACACAGAGGCAGACGGUGCCUUGUGGGGAGAAAGCUGUUUCCUCCGGAAGACGCGUUAUUGAAAAAACACCAAAAAAUAAAAAUCGACCAGGACUCUGCUGCAAUGCAGGCUAGGCUUUAUUUGUUUGUUUUUUUGUUGAAGAUACAUAAAAUUCUGAUUGCAUUGUACAUAAACUGUAUUUCAUGAAGCCAAGGUACUGUGUAUAUGGACAAUCAUUUCAGAAAUGUUUAUACAUAAUGUUAAAAUAAUUAGUCUGACCUCAACAUUGCUAAUCCUCCAGUGCAUGUUCACGCAUUUCGAACAGCAAGUAUUCUUAAAAGCAAAAAGGAACACUGUCAAAGACAUCGUUUGCUCGAAGAUUUGUGCGAUGAUAUCAACAGCCUUAAUGUCGUCACAUUUCAUUCAAUUUAAAAUGUAAAUGUCAUAUAAACGUAAUUACAUUACAUUUAAUAACAUUAAAAUGUUAUUUACUAAUGCGGCGCAGUUUGACAGUCGAGCACAACUGGCAUUUCAGGAAAUGACUUCAGAGGUUCACAGCAGAGAGCAAAAGAGCCUUUGUCUCACAUACGCUAUGUUCAGUUUGUUUUAUUUUUAUUGAAUUUGCAUUGUACAGUAGCUGCACAUAUUUUGGUACUCUAUUGCCCUUUCGUAGCCCCCCCUUUUAUAACACAAGCCUGAAAAUUACAGACCCAAAAUAAAAUGGUUUCUUUAAUCCUUUUGA
Messenger RNA from Anguilla rostrata (American eel), 3991 nucleotides. RefSeq names its product cadherin-related family member 5-like. The record is from RefSeq and is a predicted model, not a curated record. Gene Ontology annotation, cellular component: adherens junction; membrane; catenin complex. Gene Ontology annotation, biological process: homophilic cell-cell adhesion; cell-cell adhesion mediated by cadherin; cell-cell junction assembly. The transcript is spliced from 17 exons. The coding region runs from base 980 to 3181 and encodes 733 amino acids. NCBI's taxonomy places the organism in Eukaryota, Metazoa, Chordata, Actinopteri, Anguilliformes, Anguillidae. Gene Ontology annotation, molecular function: calcium ion binding; cadherin binding.